GUGCCAUAGAUGGUUCUCAUAUCAGAAUCGACAAACUAGUGGAAGAUGCCGAUUCUUACAUUAAUCGCAAGCAAUAUAUUUCAUUGCACAUUCAAGCGACGGUUAAUCACAAAUUGAAAUUUUUAAAUGUCUUCAUUGGAUACCCAGGUUCUGUCCAUGAUGCCCGAGUAUUUAAAAAUUCAUCAUUAUUUAACGACUUACGUGAAAUAUGUGGAGAUAGUUACUACUUAGGAGAUAGUGCAUAUCCGUGUUUAUUGCAAGUAAUCGUUCCGUAUAAAGACAAUGGACAUUUAACACGAAAACAAAGAAUUUUUAACCAAAAAUUAAGCUCAUGCAGAAUUAUCGUCGAAAAUACAUUUGCCAUUUUAAAACAACGAUAUCGCCAACUUUAUCAUUUCAAGCUAAGAAAUAUUCCACGUAUGGUACGUGUUAUACACGCAUGUUGUGUUUUACAUAAUUUAGCUAACAUUACAGAUUUACAAUUGUUCGAAGCACCUGCACACGACGAGGAACCAGAAGUACAAGCACAAAAUGAAUAUAUAUGUAACAAUGAAACAGUAAGAGAAUAUGAAUCAG
Messenger RNA from Cyphomyrmex costatus, 576 nucleotides. Its product is annotated as putative nuclease HARBI1. The transcript is spliced from 2 exons. The record is from RefSeq and is a predicted model, not a curated record. The annotation marks the transcript as partial. NCBI's taxonomy places the organism in Eukaryota, Metazoa, Arthropoda, Insecta, Hymenoptera, Formicidae.